AUGCCUCCUUCCGGUACCGAACAGGCCAAGCAAAAGUUCCAAGAGGGCAUUCAAAAGACACGAGCGCCCGCCGACCCCUCAAGUGGUCCGACAGGUACAAACCCGAAACUGGGUGAUUUCGUGUCGAAGCUCGCCAAGGGUGAGACGGAGGCGUCGACAUACACUGCUAAGGGUGGACCGAGUGGAACCGACAGGACAAAGGAACCAGGUGGUUUGUAG
This is a messenger RNA of Pestalotiopsis fici W106-1, 219 nucleotides long. RefSeq lists its product as uncharacterized. The record is from RefSeq and is a predicted model, not a curated record. NCBI's taxonomy places the organism in Eukaryota, Fungi, Ascomycota, Sordariomycetes, Amphisphaeriales, Sporocadaceae. The transcript has 2 exons. Bases 1 to 219 code for a protein of 72 amino acids.